AUGACCAAAGAUGACGAAGACAUUGAUGUAUCUGUCGACGACGAGUUCCAUGGCGAUAGCCACGAGCAGGAUGGUCUACUACCCUCAUCGAAUGACCAGACCCCUGUGUUAACCCGAGACUCUUCCACCGCCGAUCUCGAUCCCACCCGACCUUCAGCACAGAGACAUUCUUCUCUCUCACACUCUAGAACCAAUGGCACUCCACGAACAAACCAGCGAGUUCGCUUUGAACUGGAUGACAAUGCUAAUGGGAACGGGCAAGUCAGAGAAGAAUGGAUAGACGAUGAAGACUACCUCAACUCUCCUAGACAAGAUGUGCCCCUUCUCACGGAUAUUACACCUCCAGCGGAGUCACCGUUCCUCUCGGAUUCCUUCCAGCCCGAAGAAUACUUGCCAGAUGCGCGACCAAAGAGUGGGAUGCAAAGUGCCUUCAUGAACAUGGCGAAUUCCAUUAUCGGCGCCGGCAUAAUUGGCCAACCAUAUGCUUUUAGGCAGGCCGGUCUGACCAUGGGCACGAUACUCCUUGUUGUGCUGACAAUUACCGUCGAUUGGACAAUCCGAUUGAUCGUAAUUAACAGUAAAUUGUCCGGUGCAGAUUCGUUCCAGGCGACUAUGCAACAUUGCUUUGGCAAAAGUGGCCUGAUAGCCAUCUCGGUAGCGCAAUGGGCGUUUGCUUUCGGCGGCAUGAUCGCAUUCUGUAUCAUUGUCGGAGACACCAUUCCGCAUGUCAUUGAGGCGCUUUUCCCGGGCCUUGUGAAUGUUCCGUUUCUAUGGCUUUUGACUGAUCGGAGAGCCGUUAUUGUGUUGUUUAUAUUGGGCAUCAGUUGGCCGCUGAGUCUCUAUCGUGAUAUUGCGAAGCUAGCCAAAGCAUCGACUCUAGCAUUGAUCAGCAUGUUCAUCAUUAUUGUGACAGUUGUCACCCAAGGCGCAGUCGUCGAUCCAGAUCUUCGGGGAAGUGUCAAGGGACUUCUUUUCGUCAAUGACGGCUUCUUUCAAGCUGUUGGGGUUAUCUCAUUUGGUAAAUUCAGCGUCGAUUGA
Messenger RNA from Exophiala bonariae, 1038 nucleotides. RefSeq lists its product as uncharacterized. The record is from RefSeq and is a predicted model, not a curated record. Gene Ontology annotation, biological process: amino acid transmembrane transport. Gene Ontology annotation, molecular function: L-amino acid transmembrane transporter activity. The coding region runs from base 1 to 1038 and encodes 345 amino acids. Lineage: Eukaryota; Fungi; Ascomycota; Eurotiomycetes; Chaetothyriales; Herpotrichiellaceae. Gene Ontology annotation, cellular component: endoplasmic reticulum. The transcript is spliced from 2 exons.